AAGACGAAAUAAGACGAAAUGCUAGGUCUGAAAUAUUUUGCAUAGAUCUAUAGAUAGAGUUGUCUAAGGAACUACUGGACUGGGAUAGUGAUUAUGUCACAGAAUAAGAAAACAUCAACUUGUCCACACGUGACCAGUCUCGGGGCUGUUUCAUGGAGCAUCAUCCGAAAAGCUCAAAAGCAUGAGGUAUGUGAUACGUGUGAGAUGCGAGCCACAAACCUUUGGCUAUGUUUGGUUGGCAGAUGCACAUACGUGGGGUGCGGUGAAUCGUUAAAGGACCACAGCUCACAUCAUGCUCAGUUGGAUUUUCAUUGCUUAGCGAUUAACCUGGCAACGCUACGAAUCUGGUGUUACCGCUGUCAAUCCGAGGUGUUCCACGAUCGAAACAAUCCCCCUGUGUUAAUUCCGGACAAAUUAAGCAAGGAGAUGGAAGAAGAUGAUCAGCAUAGUGAGUUUACACCGGAUAACUCUCCGCAACAUUCUGCCUUCGGUGGUGACGACACAGAGUCUGAUGGUGAUGACGAGGUGCACCACGGCAAACCUAAAGGUUUAACCGGUCUACAGAACCUUGGCAACACUUGUUACCUCAAUGCUGCCUUACAAGCCUUGUCUAACUGCCCACCAUUGACGAGAUUUUUCCUGGAUUGUGGUGGAUACGUUCAUGCAGAUCGUAGUAUGUCGCUCAGUAAAAACUACAUGAAACUUAUGCACGAGAUAUGGCAUCGUAAAAGACCGAGUUACUUGGUACCAAGCGGUAUAGUGAGUGGUAUAAAGUUGGUACAUCCGAUGUUUAGAGGGUAUUCCCAACAGGAUACUCAAGAGUUUCUAAGAUGUUUCAUGGACCAGCUACAUGAAGAAUGUAAACAACCAAUCAUUGAGGAGCUAGAUGACCGGGAGGCGGAGACUGAAAUUCAUGAAGAACACCAAACUUCAUGUGAUUGGUCGACCAGUUGUCAAUGGAAACCAGCAGCUGCAGUAGCCAAUCAGAUGGUGACUAUGAAACUUGUGAUUCUGCAUCAGGAAGUGAACUCGGAGGAUGCCUCUGAUGCUAUAAAUAGACCUGGUUAUCUGAAAGUUAAGAAAGACAGUAUAAAUAUGUCGAUGAGAGCCGGAGACAAUACAAGUACUUGUUCUGACGAUCAGAGAAGUGAUUCUGGCGACUUUGUUGACGCAGAAAAUGAACCAUUACGAUCGCGACGGCGUGGUGGCAAGAGGACAGUGUCAGAUUCUUCCGACCGAGAGCAAGCCAACUUGUACAGCAGACGACAGCCAGUCCAAUAUAAACAAUCUGUUAGCACAGUAACUGUUUCUACAACCAAGGAGACUUUUCAAGAUUUAUCAUUACCAAUUCCAUCAAAGGAUCAUUUGCAUAUGUUACAUUCAACAAGUCAUAACUCCGGACAAAAAGGCGGAGCCUGUAGUGAGGUACAUCAAGGAUGGUUACAGUGGAUGGUAGAGUGGAUGAGAAGCUGGUUUUUGGGACCUGUAAUCACUUUACAAGAUUGUCUGGCUGCAUUCUUCUCAGCUGACGAGCUUAAAGGAGAUAACAUGUAUAGCUGUGAAAAAUGUAAAAAGUUAAGAAAUGGGUUGAAGUAUUCCAAAGUUUUACAACUACCAGAGAUAUUAAGCAUACACCUCAAGAGAUUCAGACAUGAGUUCUACUCAUCCAAGAUCGGCACUUAUGUGUCCUUCCCCCUGACUAAUCUAGACAUGAAACCAUACCUUCAUAAAGAUCAUGUAAGCAACGUAACAGUGUAUGAUCUUGUAGCAGUGAUCUGUCACCAUGGAACAGCCGGAGGUGGUCAUUACACAGCAUAUUGUCAGAAUGUGCUUACAGAACAUUGGUAUGAGUUUGAUGAUCAAUAUGUGACAGAAGUGGACGUAAACCAGGUCAUCAACUGUGAGGCAUAUGUCCUCUUUUAUAGGAAGCAGAACGACCACAUGAAUAGUGUAAGACAAGAAGCUAUGGAAUUGAUGAAUAAAAGAGAGCCAAGUUUGAUGCAUUUCUUUGUAUCAAAGCAGUGGAUUAACAGAUUCAACACAUUUGCAGAACCUGGACCAAUCACAAACCAGGAUUUUCUGUGUCCACAUGGUGGUGUUCCCCCAAGUAAGACUGAGUACAUUGGUGAUCUGGUAGAACCACUGACACAAGCAAUGUGGGAGUUUCUGCACCAAAGGUUUGGUGGAGGUCCCUCGUGUAAUCAUUUGUUCCCGUGCACAACAUGUCAUAAAGAACUAGAGACUUUACGAAACAGGCAGAAAACUGAACUGGAGGAGUUUAUAAAGUUAAAUGAAAGGUUUAAGGAAGAAGAUAAUCCUAGCGUGAUUUAUGCUAUCAGUAUGUCGUGGUUUAAGGAGUGGGAAAACUUUGUAAGAGAGAAAGAGGACAAUCCGCCAGGGCCGGUUGACAACAAGAGAAUAGCUGUGAUGAAAAAUGGUCAACUGAUUGUUCGGCCAAACUCUGAUCACGGUCAGUUGUCGAAAGAUAUGUGGCAAUAUCUGUACCAGAUUUAUGGUGGUGGUCCGGAACUAGUCAUCAAGCAGAUCAAUACACAACCGGAACGGUCACGCACAUUAGCUGAGCAGGCUUCGAUGGCAUCUGGUACAAAAGGACACGAAAGAGUGAAUUCUGAAUCCUCAUCUGCAGCAACGUCGAGGGGAAAUCCAGAUUCUGUGGGAAAGGGAAAUCCAGAUUCUAUGGGAAAGGGAAAUCCAGAUUCUUUAGAAAAUUCAACGGAAUGUCAGGAUUCCACUGGAAAUGUAAGAGGGAAACGAGAUUCUACCGGGUCUAGCGGAACAUCUAGAGGAAAUCUUGAUACAACUGAAACAGGAAGUGGUCAGGGCUGUUCAGAUAAUGUGUCAGCAAGAAGUGGUUCUGGUGCAAGAGAGGACGAGACAAAAGGUUCCGAGUCGGACAUGCCAGAAAAUUUAGAAGAAUAAAUCGAAAUCCUGAGUAUUGUAAGAUUGUAAGAAUAACUAAAUUGUGACAUUAACCAAAUUCGAGGAAUAGAUCUAAAUGUUUAUUACUUUUUCUAAAAGUUUAUAGAACGAUCAGAUAAAAUAGUAGUAAUGUACAUGUAAGAAUAAUAAAUGAUAUAAUUCGCAAAGCGAUCAAACAAGAUGAAAAAGAAAUUCUGUGAACUGUAAGAAUAGUUAAACGAUGACAUACACCUGAAAAGAGUGAGACUAAAAAAAGAUUGGAGCACCACACUAAAUACCGGUACAUACCGGACAAGACGCUUGAAUGAUUAAAUGCUAAAAUCUCACCGUUUCACCUUACGGAAUGAACUUUAAAACGUCUAAUUCAUCUUUUCAAUCCGAUUUAUACACAAUAAGGAAUGAAAAUUGUGAUAAUCAGCGAGAAAAAAAACCAUAUUUGUCUGCUUUGUGAUCAUGAUUUCUGCUCCAAUCCUGUUUUGAGUAAAAGAUGAAAAGGAAAUUCUGUGAAUUGUAAGAAUAACUAAUCUGUGACAUUCACUUCUAAUCUCUGCAGAGAAAAAAAAGAUGACAGACUGUGAUGUAAGAAAUAUUAGUGGUGAUAUAACUUAACACUGAACUGUACAAGCUGUGAUUGUAUAUGGACUGAGAAGGCAUUUUUUAGCUCGACUAUACGAAGUAUAUGGAGAGCUGUCCUACUCGCCCCGGCGUCGGCGUCGGCGUCGGCGUCCGCGUCCGCGUCCAGAUUUUAGAUUAAAGUUUUGGUGCAGUAAAAUAUUUUUCACUAUAACUUUGUCAUUUCUUAAGGUAUCAACUUCAAACUUCAAAUAUAUGUUCCUUAUCAUCAACCACAUCUUAUGUGACAAGGUUCAUAACUCUAGCACCAAUAUUUUCAGAUUUAUCUCCCCUUGAACUUAGAAUUUUCCUUAAAAAAUACUAUUUUUUACUGAUACUUCUUUAUUUCUUAAGGGAUCGACCUCAUACUUCAAAUAUAUGUACCUUAUCAUCAUCCCCAUCUUAUGUGACAAGGUUCAUAACUCUAGCACCAAUAUUUUCAGAUUUAUCUCCCCUUGAACUUAGAAUUUUCCUCAAAAAAUACUAUUUCUUACUGUUUCUUCUUUAUUUCUUAAGGGAUCGACCUCAUACUUCAAAUAUAUUUACGUUAUCAUCAUCCCCAUCUUAUGUGACAAGGUUCAUAACUCUAGCACCAAUAUUUUCAGAUUUAUCUCCCUUUGAACUUAGAAUUUUCCAUAAAAAAUAUUAUUUUUUACUGUAACUUAUU
Molecule: messenger RNA, 4219 nt
Organism: Ruditapes philippinarum (Manila clam)
Lineage: Eukaryota; Metazoa; Mollusca; Bivalvia; Venerida; Veneridae
Product: ubiquitin carboxyl-terminal hydrolase 20-like
Exons: 22
Coding region: 94-2940 (948 amino acids)
Biological process (GO): protein deubiquitination
Molecular function (GO): cysteine-type deubiquitinase activity; zinc ion binding
Source: RefSeq, a predicted model, not a curated record